AUCUAUCUGGGAAUCCUCUACCCAGUUCCAAGGACUGGGUCGGGAUAGGACCUCCUGUCCAAGGAAAUCCUUGCAGGGCCUUCUGGGAUGAGAGGGUCAUCCCCAGAACAGACUCAUGGACAUUAAACAUUAUCAGAAUGGAACCAAAGGGCAAAGACGGAGGCUGCCCCAUUCCACGGUGCAGAAGCUUCUGAGCUGGGGGCUGCCAGUCUCCUACAGCCGCUUCCUGUGGCGCCAGCUGGGCGAGUUUCCUGUCACUGCUUUCCUGCUGGGGGCAGGCACUGGGGGGCUCCUGGCCAUUGGUCUCUUUCAGCUCCUGGUGAACCCCAUAAAUAUCCAAGAAGAGCAGAAGAUGCUGAUGCUGUACAGCUUGGUGGGCUUGGGGGCCAUAAGCUGGGGGACCUCUCCUCACAUCCGCUGUGCCAGCCUCCUGCUGGUACCCAAGAUGCUGGGCAGAGAGGGCAGGCUCUUUGUCCUGGGAUAUGCCUUGGCUGCCAUCUAUGAAGGGCCAGUGGCCAAUCUGCGGCACAACCUUAACAAUGUGAUAUCAUCGGUGGGCUGCACUGUGGAACUGCAGGUCAACAACACCCGGGCAUCAUGGCGCAUCUCCACAGCCCCCUUGCGAACCGUGUUCAAGGACCUUCUGGGCAGCAAAGAAUCAUUGACAGCAGAGACUCAGAACAUCACCAGUUCUUUUGAAGACCUGGAUGCCCAGGUGAAUAGUGAGGCCGGCUACACGCCUGAGAAUGUCACAGACACAGAGGAGGCAGCCCAAGGGGUAGAGACCCGCCAAGCCCCAGCCUCCAGAGUCCACCUCUCAACACAGAAGAUGUAUGAGCUGAAGACUAAGCUGCGCUGCUCCUAUGUUGUAAACAAAGCCAUGCUCAGCUGCCGCCGUUGGUUUGACAAGAAGCAUGAACAGUGCAUGCAACACAUUUGGGUCCCACUCCUCAAUCACCUGCUCUGUCUGCCCAUGAAGUUCAAGUUCUUCUGUAGCAUUGCCAAGGUGAUGGAGAUCUGGUGCCGUGGUCGCAUUCCAGUGGAAGGCAACUUUGGGCAGACCUAUGACUCCAUCAACCAAUCUGUCCACAGCCUAGAUGGGGAAUUCUCAGCCAGGAUUAACCUCAAGGAAGAGAAGCAGGCUGCCAUGCUGGGCCUCAACACGAGGUGGGAGACCGUGAGCACCGAGGUGCGGGGCUAUGUGCAGCGCCAGGAGGCCCGGCUGGAGCAAGCCCUGGAGCUGCUGCAUGCACUGCUGUCCUGCACCUUCCUGCUGGUCCUCCACGCGUCCUUCUCCUACAUGGACAGCUAUAACCGGGAUAUUCGUUUUGACAACGUGUACAUCAGCACCUACUUCUGUCAGAUCGAUGAACGCAGGAAGCAGCUGGGCAAAUCAACACUGCUGCCACUGCACAAAGCUGAGGAGAAAACUCUCAUCUUCCCCUGGAAGCCCACUAUCCAGGGCUCAGAAAUGAGAAAUGUGGUAAGGGAGCUCCUGGAGACGCUGCCCCUCUUGCUGCUGCUGCUGGUGCUGUGCGGACUAGAUGGUGCUCUCUACUCCAUCUUCAACACCAUCAGCCACCACUCCUUCCUGCAGUACUCCUUCCACAGCAGCCACAAACUGGAGGUGAAGGUUGAGGGAGAUUCCAUGCUCGCCCGGCUUCUCAGGAAAACCAUUGGGGCCUUGAACACCUCCUCAGAAACAGUGAUGGAAUCAAACAACAUGCCCUGCCUGCCCCAGCCUGUGGGCCUGGAUGCCAGGGCCUAUUGGAGAGCUGUGCUACCGACUGGCCUGCUAGUAUGUCUCUGCCUGCUACAGGCUUUUGGCUACCGGCUCCGGAGGGUCAUUGCAGCCUUUUUCUUCCCCAAGCGAGAGAAGAAGCGGAUCCUGUUCCUCUACAAUGACCUACUGAAGAAGAGAGCAGCCUUCACCAAAUUGAGGAGGGCUGCCAUCGUGAGGCGGGCACGACAGCAAAAGGCUCGGCGCCCCCCGCUGGUGGACGUUCUGCACCGCCACUGCCCACUGCUGAGGCCCUGGCUGCGCCCGCGCUGCGUAGUAUGCCUGGAUCCCCAGACGCCCGAGUCCCGCAAGUGCGAGACACCGGACUGCGGGGCAGUGUACUGCUCGUCGUGUUGGGACGAUAUGCUGCAGCGCUGCCCGGCCUGCACACCCCGCGAGGAGCUCUCUUCUUCCGCCUUCAGUGACAGCAACGACGACACCACCUACGCCGAGUGAAGGGGCACCGGGCUCACGCUCCCGCCCCGCUCGUUCUCUUUAAUAAAACUCCCUGUGCGCU
This is a messenger RNA of Otolemur garnettii (small-eared galago), 2297 nucleotides long. RefSeq names its product DC-STAMP domain containing 1 (gene DCST1). Gene Ontology annotation, cellular component: membrane. The coding region runs from base 116 to 2236 and encodes 706 amino acids. NCBI's taxonomy places the organism in Eukaryota, Metazoa, Chordata, Mammalia, Primates, Galagidae. The record is from RefSeq and is a predicted model, not a curated record. The transcript is spliced from 17 exons.